Suillus discolor is the source of this 1071-nucleotide messenger RNA. RefSeq lists its product as uncharacterized. Gene Ontology annotation, biological process: protein polyubiquitination. The record is from RefSeq and is a predicted model, not a curated record. Gene Ontology annotation, molecular function: metal ion binding; ubiquitin protein ligase activity. The transcript has 7 exons. The coding region runs from base 136 to 849 and encodes 237 amino acids. NCBI's taxonomy places the organism in Eukaryota, Fungi, Basidiomycota, Agaricomycetes, Boletales, Suillaceae.
GGACCUUCCAAAGUUUCUGUCAUCGUCCCACCAAUAUUAGUCGUCCACGACUGUCUACAACUGAUCAUUUCCUGGCAGUGGAAUAUUCUAAUACUCAUCAUCUGUAGGUUUGAAGGAUAAACACCAGAUGUUCACAUGGAUCGCCCGGUGACCUCCAAGCCACGGGGAAUCUGUCGAUACUACAAAACCCCCAGGGGCUGCUACGCUGGUGAUGAUUGCAAGUUCCUUCACGGUGCUGAAGAAAAGCUUACCCCGUACGACAAAUCCAAGGUGUGCAGAUACUACAUUCAAGGACACUGCACUCGGGGUACUCGGUGUUGGUUUCGUCAUGAACUUGUGAAGGACCCUGUUGAUGAGGAGCUAAAGCACUUGGAUGAAAAUAUGUGUAACAUAUGCAUGGAGAAACCUCAAACAUACGGUCUUCUAAUUGGCUGCGGCCAUGUAUUCUGUCUUCAGUGUAUUCGCCAGUGGCGAGAGCCACAAGGAAAGUCGCCGGACAUGGUGAUGUCAGGAGUGAUAAAACGUUGUCCUUACUGCCGCAGUCCAUCGCGUUUCAUUACACCUUCCACGCAUUUCUUCCCUCAUGAUCACCCACGCAAGCAGGAGAUAAUAGAUAGUUACAAGAAUAGCAUGGCUCGCGUUCCAUGCAAAUAUUUCGUCGAAACAUCAGCUUCUGGCAAGCCCUGUUGUCCAUUUGGUCUCGAUUGCUUCUACCAACAUCUCAAUCCUGAUGGUACACCACACGUUUUCCAAUAUGGAGCAAAUCACUUCAUGAAGGAGACAACAACGGCAGCGUGGCCAUACGCUGUUCGGGUCUGCUUCAGAAGCAGAUCUCGCAGAUCGCCUUAGGCUUCUACAGAGCAUCCUCGGAGACCCAACGAAUAAUCUACAUGUCACCCUCAGCUUCGUCCGACAACAUCUUCCAGCAUUAUUGAAUGGCAUGGAUGCGGAGUCUGGUGCAGCCACAGAUACUCUAAUGGAUGAUGACGACGAAGACCGUCAGUCCUUCGAAUUACUGCUUUGAUUCUACCAUAGGCGGAGAGUAUAGCUACAGAGCAGUCACUAGAAACU